CUCCCACCAGGCCGGGCCUCUCCUAUCUUGUCCCAACUGCCCAUUCCUUGGCUAUCUUUGGCUUUGGAUACCUGCAUUUCUCUUCCGUCUCUUCUUGUUUUUGUUCCCCCGGAACAAGCAGCCAGCCUCCUGUCUCAUCUUGUUCUCGGCCCCUGCUGCUGGCCUGCAUUGCUGAGCGGCCGCCCUCGCAACAACAGAGUCUAUCUAGUCAAGUAGCUUCCUCGGCACCGGAUGACGACAGAGCCGCCAGGAUCACGAGGCAUGCUUCACCACCCAUGACUUCGACUGCCACCCUGCAUAUUCUCAGCCAUCGAAGAUCGAUCCUGGUCAUAGGUCCACAUUCGUAACGUCAGUUCUCUUUUUGCUUCUAUGCACACGGAGCGCCUGCGAGCCUGUCUCCUGUGACCUUGGUAUCGUCCUGUCAGUCCAUCUCCUUGGACUGCAUAUCCGGCUCUCAACAACCACCCUCGCCCCUGGUCAGUCUUGCUCAAGCACAAGUGCACAUCCACCAUGGCUGCGGCUUUCUAGAUCGCAGCCACCCACAGAAUUGAAUCGUGACAGCUACUGCAGCUAUCACCCCUGGAUUGAGCAAUUGGUGCGCGUCGGUGCCUGGCCUCUGGAGCCAACCAAACCUUGGAGCUCCCACCUCCACCCACAGCCUGCCUUAGCUGUGUGUACAAAGCCCUCACGAGUCUGCCUCAUGGUCUCUUUUCAAGUCCCUACUGCCAAAGCGUAACAAUGGAUGCCGAUGUGCGCUGGAACCGAGAGUAGAACCUCAGCAGCGACGUACACCCCACGACACCCUCAUCCGGAAGCCGCCACACCUACCUCCACCACUCAGUGUCAGUCCUCAGCCUCGCGUCAAGCCUGCUGCAGGCCACCACCACCAUUCACCUUGCAACCACCCUCCUCCCGGGCCGAACUUACCAGCAUAUCCGACGGACCAGUUCCCAACAGCUCUUCAACAUGCAUCAGCACCCUAGACAUCCGCCGAGGACGGCAUCUCCUGCCUCCUCGCCUCAAACAAAUCCCACACGAUCAAACAAUCCCAGAGAAGGAAUAGGAGCCCAGGGCAGGGCUGUGCCGGAGUCCCCCAGACAAGGACCUUCCAGCUCUGGUGGAAGCGGGGAUUUCGAGCUCAAGGGGCCGAGUCCUGAAUCCAUCAAGAAGCUGGAUUCAAUCAUCCAGAAUUUAUUUCUCAAAGCCGCAGUGCUUGUGGCCCAGGCCCGCAUCAAGACAACGCCCCUUGGAGCGGGCAAGACAAACAAAUGGUUCUCGCUGGAAACUGACGAGAUCGACGAGUUUCGAAACGAUUUUCGCUUGUGGAAAACUUGCAGCGCCUUCGAAAACCCCUUCCCAGCAAUGGUCAUCGAGACGUAUUUGGAUGCCUCUCGCCUCUCCCCGAGCCAGUGCCUGGUAGUGGUGGACGACAACGGUAAGAGGUGGGACGUGCUCGAGGCCUUAAACUCUUCAGAAACCAGCGACGACAGCCCGACCUCCAGAAGGCGGAAUACCGAGGUCAUACUGGAGCGAUGGCGUCUCGAAUUGAAGCCCACCCCGACCCAAGACAUCGAUGAUUUCGGCCCGACACUACCCACGAUUUACAAAAAGUGCAUAAUCUUCUUCCGGGCUCUGUUCACGGCCAGCCGAAUAAUACCUUCGUACAAGUUCUCACAGCAGAACAUGACGAGGAAGCCCCAGCCGGCCCUAGAAGUCAGGUGCCGAGUCUUGACAGGCGAGACGGGGUCGAAUGGCCAUGAUGCGCUCCGCUUACCAAUCAGCGACGGUCGCGAUGUGGUGACCGACUACAUGCUAGGAGACUUGGAAGUGCCGGUGGGCCGAUUCUACGCUUCAGUCGCGUACCGCAACGAAUGCCAUUUCCGGGUCGAUGACGCAGAGUCGUUCCUGAGUUCACGCUUCAUGGGGGUGGAUGAGAACUUCUUCAAGCCAUCGAUACCCCAGGGCAGAGAGUCAAGCCGUCGAGAAAUUUCGGAAGUAGGCUCUUUGCCCUCUAGGCGGCACGGAGCAGGCUCUUCAGAUCCCCAACAGACCUACGGCAGUCUCUCCACGUUUCAUGGAGCGGGUGCACUGGGCACCAGCCCUAUGUCGGCUCUGAAGGCUGUAAGGCCCGCGGGCUCAGAGGCCAGCUCUCCUACCGGCUCAGUCCCGGCAAGUGUAGAAGAACCACGCCAUUCUUUGCCAAUCCGCCCUCCGGUCCGUGGUAGGGAGACUUCUGGAAGGCGUACGUCGGUCUCAUUCCAGCCAUUCAAGGCAGGUUCUCUGUCGGGCUCCCCAAGGAUCCCGGAUGGUGACAUAUCAGCCUCGCCUCUCUCCGGUCAGAGGCAAUCGGGGCCGAGCGCGCUUGCUCAAGCUCGAAAUCGUAAUUCGCUGACAGCUGGCAUGCCGGCCUCGCUCAGAGGAGGACCGCAACCUGGCGAGAUACCCGUGAGCUCAUCUCCCAGGCCAUCUAGCGGCAGGAUCAGCAGCAGUUUCAGCCACCGCAGAGGAAGGCUGUCUUUCGGCGGUCAAAGCAGAGCAGUCGAUGACGACCAGGCGAGCAGUGGACGGCAGAGCCUUUCGUCUUCAAUUGCUCAGCCUGGAUCCGGCUUGUUGGCUGAGACGGGAGGCCAGACAAGUUCUGGGUCGUUGAAUGCCGAUGAUGAUAACAUUUCAGAAUUUCUCAAGGUCCUGGAUAGCAAGAAGACGCUGCCGAGUUUCGAACCCGGAAAGAAGGGCGAGGCGGCGACUAAGAGAACGGUGGCACAGCUUUCCAAAUUUCAGCACAUGCGCGACUCAAAUAACGCCCUCACGGAGUCGAUGGCCUCCUCGGUGCAACUGCAGCGAUCGUCGAGCUCGUCCAGUCGUCAGCUGACCAGCGUCCCGGGAAUGGUGGCACCGGGGACCUCAAUGUCGGUCUCGUCGUCGCCUGGAAAGCCGCUGUCCCCGCACACUCCACACACGCCGGCCAUCCCGUCGCGGCUCAGCGAGAACUCGAUCAUCAGUUAUGAGGCGCAAGCCCAGGGUCGCGUUGAUGAGCGAGGUGCGCGUGUGGCUCCUCGUUUUGCGUCGACAGAGGAAGAGUCCGCCACUGGACCUGCUCUUAGCCCCGAAGGCACCACGGCGAUCGACAUCCCCCUUCCCCUGUCACCUAGAAUCAUGCAGACCAACCGCAGGUCCAGCUCGGUUGCGCAACAACACCGGGCCAUGGCCGAGGACGAGGAAGCCGAGCUGGCAUUUGGGGGACACCGGAGCAUCAGCCUCGGGGCCGAACGCGAACCACCGACUGCUAGCACGCUGUUCGGCAUGGAGCGGGGUGACUCGUCAGAGGAUGCGUCGGGCCUCCAGCCUGCGGCGAACAUACGGACUUCUGCUGCGGCAGGCGGGUCGCCAAGUCUGGCGGAGCGCGAGAGGAACCCACCCGGAGGGCUGCUUUCUGGCAAUGCUGCGAGCUCGCCAGGCCGUCUUCGCUACACGAGCAUGCGAGGCCGGCCGACGCCGCCACAGUCCUCCAGGGGCAGCUUUGCGGGCAGCUCGAGCGGCCGAUAUGGCGCGGGUCGUGGUGACAACGACGCCGAUGACGAGCCACUUGUUUUCGACAUGCAAGUGAGCGAGAUGGGUCGUCGGAGCCUGGAAGAAGGCCGCGGGGGAGGGAGCGUUGGCAGCAGCUCGAAUGAUCGAUACGAGCCACGCGGAGUCUCGAAACGAGGGUGGUGAGAGACGAGUUGGAUUCCUAGUUUGGCUAUGAACAGCACGAGCUAGAAACAGGCCAAGGACAGACCAUCCGACCAAGCAGGUGCUGUUUGCACACCGGAGCCGGGGAGUUGUCACGGGGAUUGCACCGUUUUCUUCGAUAUCAGACUGGACAUGAUCGUUUUCCUUUUCCUCCGUUUUGCAAUUACUGGGGGAGCUCUGUGCCGAGUCCCCAUCAGGGCCGGAUGGUUUAGCAGAGGAAGAGGCGCUUGAUCAAGGCGUUGAUUGGAUUGAGACAGGGUGGCCGGCGAUGCCCCUGUCUCCAGGAGCGAUUAGUACUCCAGCACAUUUCACAGAUGCAUUGGGCACGAGGGUGUGCCCGAACAAUUGGGCACGACAGACAGCACAGGAUGGACGAUACGGCACACACAGGCCUCAGGCGGGCUGAAUACCGCUGGGCGAGCUAAGCAGAGAUGCACAUAGUGGGUAGCCUCAUGCAUCGCAAGAGGAGCGCAUGGAUUGCACAUAGACUUAGAGGAAAUCAAUUCUCAAUAUGUAAUUGCCGAACA
Messenger RNA from Diaporthe batatas, 4259 nucleotides. RefSeq lists its product as uncharacterized. Bases 967 to 3714 code for a protein of 915 amino acids. The record is from RefSeq and is a predicted model, not a curated record. NCBI's taxonomy places the organism in Eukaryota, Fungi, Ascomycota, Sordariomycetes, Diaporthales, Diaporthaceae. Gene Ontology annotation, biological process: mitophagy; protein localization to phagophore assembly site; autophagosome assembly. Gene Ontology annotation, cellular component: cytosol; Atg1/ULK1 kinase complex; extrinsic component of membrane. The transcript is spliced from 3 exons.